AUGUCCUUGUACGGCACCCGCCAUCACCAGCACGUCUGUGGCUUCUACUACCUCGAGUCGGCAACUACCAAUCUAUUUCACAGCCCACGCAGAUACCUCCCUCCGCUGUCUCAGUCCCUUCAUGCCCGCAUCAUUGCUUCCACUUCACGGACGAUCCUGACCCAGACCUUCGCCAACCCGUCUUCCACCGCAUCCAUCCCAGAGCUUCGCUACAAUUUUCCCCUGUACGACGGCGUGUCAGUUGUUGCCUUCACUUGCACCAUCAACAAGGACCGUGUUAUACGCGGUAUUGUGCAGGAGAAGAACACGGCUCGCAAGACGUACGAUGACGCCGUCGCCAACGGCCAGACGGCCGCUCUAUUCGAGCAACUUCCUGACGCAAGCGAUGUCUUCACCACCACCGUCGGCAACGUUCCCGCUGGUGCCCACAUCUCUGUCGAGAUCGUCUAUCUGGGCGAGCUGAAGCAUGAUGCUGAAGUCGACGGCAUCAGGUUCACCAUACCCACCUCCAUCGCUCCCCGCUUCGGCUCCUACCCCGGCACGCUGCUGGAUAAACCCACCAGCGUGUCGACACAGGGCGGAAUCAGCAUCGUUGUCGACGCUGAGGUGCCGGCUGGAAGCGUCAUCAAGUCGAUUCAGUCACCCUCCCACCCCAUCGCUGUUUCUGUUGGCUCCACCUCCACCAUGAGGGCUGACGCCACCCCUUCCCUCCAGUUCGCCUCCGCCACUCUCUCCUUGGGCACCGCACAACUGGACGAUGACUUCAUCAUCCAGGUCAUCGCUACAAACACAUCCAGCCCCGUCGCCGUCCUCGAGACGCACCCCACCAUCUCCCACCAGCAAGCCCUGAUGGCCACCUUGGUUCCCAAAUUUAAGCUGGCCCCGACCAAGCCUGAGAUCGUCUUCAUCUGUGACCGUUCCGGCUCCAUGCAAGGCAACAAGAUUGACGACCUCAAGAAUGCCCUCAAGGUUUUCCUCAAGUCUCUCCCCGUCGGCGCCAUGUUCAACAUCUGCAGCUUCGGCUCUAGUUAUUCCUUCUUGUUCGACAAGUCCAUGACCUACGACAAAAACACCCUGGAAACCGCCAUGAAACACGUCGACACGUUCGAUGCCAACUAUGGAGGCACCCAAUUCCAUGGUCCCAUCCAGAAGACCUUUGAGCUGCGCCAUACCGAUCUCGACCUCGAGGUCUUUGUACUCACGGACGGCGAAAUCUGGAACGAGGAGCGCCUCUUCACCAUGGUCAACGAUCACGUCCAAAAGUCCCAAGGUGCCAUUCGCCUAUUUACCCUAGGUGUCGGCCGGGAUGUCAGCCACUCCCUCAUUGAGGGCCUUGCACGAGCUGGUAACGGCUUCUCCCAGGCCGUCUCUGAGAACGAGAAGAUGUCUGGAAAGGUCGUCCGGAUGCUCAAAGGCGCACUCACACCCCACGUGAACGACUACACCCUGGAGGUCAAGUACGACGAUGCCGAGUCGGAAACAGAGCCCGAAGAUGACUUUGGCAUCAUCGAACCAGCCACCGCAGCUUCGCCCAAGCCCCUCGACCAGGGUGUAACCGAUCUCCCCCAAAAGCCCAUCUCGCUGUUUGAUAGCAGCGCAGAUGACGACGUCGACAAAGAAGACGAGCUGUCACAUGCUGAUGGAACUGGUGCGGACCGGUACUCUCACGUCCCUGCUGUCAAGCCGCCAAAGUUGCUCCAGUCACCCUUCCAGAUCCCGCCCCUAUAUCCCUUGAGCCGCACGACCGUCUAUCUCAUCCUCUCUCCCGACAGGGAGCUGAAAGACAAGACGCCACAGUUCCUCAUUCUUCGUGGAACGUCACCACAAGGACCCCUGGAGCUCCAGAUCCCCAUCACGAUCCUUCAGGACAAGGCUGAGACCAUCCAUCAGCUCGCCGCUCGAAAGGCCGUCAAGGAGCUGGAGGAGGGCCGCGGCUGGAUCUUCCAUGCAAAGGCCAAGGAUGGCCAGUCUCUCAAGGAUAAGCAUCCGGGUCGAUUCCCCACCAUGGUGGAACGAGAGGCUGUCCGUCUCGGUAUCCAGUUCCAGGUUGGUGGCAAGUGGUGCUCUUUCGUUGCCGUUGACAGUGAUCCGUCUCGCGCCAGGUCCACGGAGGAUGAGCUGUGCGCUGCCGCCGAGAUGCCGCUAGAAUAUGGCGGUAUGGCUAAGAGAAAGAUGAAGAAGGUGGGAAUGGGCCCGGCCAUGAGCCUUGAUAAAUGCGUGGUUCCAUCUGGGUCAGAGUCGCUCUUGUUCACAAGCGAGGAUUAUUCCAUGUCGCCGCCUCCUCGGGCUGGGUCGAUGUUUGCAUCUGUCAACCGCUUGUUCGGUCGGGCGCCUUCGAAAACACAAUCUUCUCACCAGAGUCCAGUCAGUCAAGCCUUCGGCAUGCCUACGAGUACAAGUGCCCCAGGGAACCCAUUUGGGGCUCCGGAUAAGUCCUCUCAGCCUCCAGCUGGUAGGGGCUUUUUCGGCGGGCCUGUGAGCAGUUCAUCUCCAAGGACCGCAUUUGGAAUCCGUUCUGAGGGCUCUUCCGCAGGAGGCCUCUUCGGCGGGCAAAGCUCCGGAUUCGGGGGAGGCUUGUUUAGCACCGGCGCUCCUUCUUCACCCCCUCCACCACCCCUCGCCGCGCCGGCACUCGCCCCGCCUGCUGCGGAAGUCGACGAAGCCCUUCUAGAACAGUAUCGGAAGGAGAUGGACUAUGCCUUGUGCACGCCUCUUGACGACAUGGAUGAUGAUGAUGUCGCAUCUGCUGCCCAGCAGAUAUGUCAGAGUGUCUCCCCAAUGCCUGCUGCGGUAGGGGACAUUUGGACCAAGCCCUUCUACCAUUCACAGACUCCCGCGGACCAGUUCUCCGCCCUUGUAUCGAUGCAGGAAUUCAGUGGAUAUUGGGUGUGGUCGGACAAGCUGUUCGCCGUCCUCGGCGUCUCUCCCCAAGAUGUCAAGAGCACGGCGGAGCAGAGCGUCCAAGGCAGCCAGGACUCGGCUUCAUCGUCAACCGCUGCCGUUGUCGCUUUCUUAAGGAAGAGGUUAGCAGACGAGCGCGACUGUUGGGAGAUGAUGGAGGAGAAAGCCGUGGCUUGGCUGGAGGCCGAGUUGGGAGACGAGAGUGAGAAACUCUUGGCUGCUCUCGAACAACUCUUCUGA
Messenger RNA from Colletotrichum graminicola M1.001, 3141 nucleotides. RefSeq names its product vault protein inter-alpha-trypsin. The transcript has a single exon. Bases 1 to 3141 code for a protein of 1046 amino acids. Lineage: Eukaryota; Fungi; Ascomycota; Sordariomycetes; Glomerellales; Glomerellaceae. The record is from RefSeq and is a predicted model, not a curated record.